CGGAGAGAGCGGAAAUGCUGUGUAGGCUCGUGGUGCACACCUUUAUGAAGCGUCGCACCUCCCCUGCCCCGGUCGUGGUGUUGUUCUUCUUCAUGCUUUUUGGUCGUGGUUGCUGUCGGUUGUCCAUGAGCAAGUACAAUUUCUCCUGCCUGCCUACUGAUUGGCCAAGAAGAAACGAUCUCGUGAAGGCUUCACAUCUGCAUCCGCGCCAAUGGCUGUCGUGAAAAAAGUCGCAGCUGUUGCUGCUGCCGCUGUGUUUUCUGCGACCCAGGUGGCACACGGCUUAUACACCAACGGCUCCGUCACUGCGCCAUGCGACUCACCCAUCUACUGCUACGGCGACUUGCUCAAGGAGGUUGAGCUUGCGCAGCCAUUCUCCGACUCGAAGACCUUUGUCGACCUACCAACCAAGCGCCCACUGGACGAGGUCCUUGCCGCGUUUGCCAACCUCACCAAGCCUCUGAGUAACAACACGGAGCUCAACAACUUUCUCUCCGAGUACUUUGGCGAGGCGGGCUCCGAGCUGCAGGCCGUCGACGCCGACAGCUUGCAGACGGAUCCCGUCUUUCUCGACAAGGUCGACGACGUGGUUAUCAAGGAGUUUGUGGAGAAGGUCAUUGACAUCUGGCCCGAUCUCACCCGGACCUACGUCGGCGCCGGCAACUGCACUGGCUGUGUCAACAGCUUCAUCCCGCUGAACCGCACGUUUGUGGUGGCUGGUGGUCGCUUCCGUGAGCCGUACUACUGGGACUCGUUUUGGAUCCUGGAGGGCCUGCUGCGGACUGGUGGCAACUUUACCGAGAUUUCCAAGAACGUCAUUGAGAACUUCCUCGAUAUUGUCGAUCUCUACGGCUUCAUGCCUAACGGUGCUCGCGUUUACUAUUUGAAUCGCUCCCAGCCGCCGCUCUUGACCCAGAUGGUCAAGACGUACGUCGACUACACCAACGACACAAGUAUUCUAGAGCGGGCGCUGCCUUUACUACUGAAGGAGCACAGCUUCUUUGUGAACAACCGAACGGUCGAAAUAACGAAGGGAGAUCAGACCUACACUCUGAGCCGUUACGACGUAUCCAACACCCAGCCGCGGCCCGAGUCAUAUCGCGAAGACUAUAUCACGGCCAAUAACAAAUCAUACUAUGCCACGUCCGGCAUCAUCUAUCCCGAGACGGUCGCUCUCAACGACUCCGAGAAAGCUACUUUGUAUGCGAACCUGGCCACGGGUGCAGAGUCAGGCUGGGACUACAGCUCCAGAUGGCUUGCCAAUCCGGCUGAUGCCCAGAAUGAUGUUUACUUCCCGCUGCGGUCGCUCAAUACACGCAACAUCAUCCCUGUUGAACUCAACUCGAUCCUCUACGCCAACGAGAUCACAUUGGCUCAGUAUUUCCAGGCUGCCGGCAAUGAGACUGUGGCACAGGAGCUGCGAGACACGGCCGGAAACCGAUCUGUAGCCAUGUACGAGCUCAUGUGGAACGAGACCUACAACAGCUAUUUCGAUUACAACCUGACCUCGUCGUCUCAGAGAUUGUACGUGCCAAUCGAUGCAGACAGCACAGCCGCGCAGGAGCAAGGGGCCCCCGAGGGUUACCAGGUACUUUUCGACGUGGCCCAGUACUACCCAUUCUGGCUCGGUGCGGCGCCCGACUACCUGAAGAACAACCCUCUAGCCAUCAACAUCGCCUUCCAGCGCGUCAAAAAGCUGUUCGAUGCCAAGGCUGGUGGGAUACCUGCGACGAACUACAACACGGGCCAGCAGUGGGACCAGCCGAACGUGUGGCCGCCGUUGAUGUACGUCCUCACCAAGGCUCUGACGUUGACCCCGGCGCCAUUUGGUGACAACGACCCGGCGUACGUGGAGAACCAGGAGUUCGCCGUCAGUCUCGCGCAGCGCUACCUGGACAGCACCUUCUGCACGUGGCUCGCGACCGGCGGCUCCACGAGCGAGACGCCCAAGCUCCAAGGCCUCCCCGACAACGAAAACGGCAUCAUGUUUGAGAAGUACGCGGACAAUGCGACCAACGUGGCUGGUGGUGGCGGCGAGUACGAGGUCGUCGAGGGGUUUGGAUGGUCCAACGGCGUGCUCAUCUGGGCCGUAGACACGUUCGGCAAUAACCUCACCCGUCCCGAAUGUGGCAACAUCGUUGCCGCGCCGCCGUCGGGCGGCGAGCGCAAGAAGAGGGCGGUGCAGCUGAGUGCCAGCGACGCGAGGUUCAUCAAGAAGUUUGCUCGAAGGUCGCAGAAAUAGGGCCCGCCCGUGUUGACUUUGUUUCAAUCUACUGGUUCAUUAUUAUAACGUGUACAUGACAGUGCUGUACAGUAGUUGAAGAUUGAUAAUGUAUCCUCGUUAGCCUGUUGAAAUUAUGCUCAGCUCGAAAAGGAGCUGUGGCAUGUGCUUGAUGGAAUGAGUGUGGCACCCAAGCCGGUGUGGUCCUGCACUUCGAGCCGUACGCCAUGCCUAUCAGCCGCCUCAGGAUGAGAAAGAACACAUUUGACGCAUGCACCCU
Messenger RNA from Microdochium trichocladiopsis, 2501 nucleotides. RefSeq names its product trehalase. Gene Ontology annotation, biological process: trehalose catabolic process. The record is from RefSeq and is a predicted model, not a curated record. Gene Ontology annotation, molecular function: alpha,alpha-trehalase activity. NCBI's taxonomy places the organism in Eukaryota, Fungi, Ascomycota, Sordariomycetes, Xylariales, Microdochiaceae. Bases 212 to 2242 code for a protein of 676 amino acids. The transcript has 4 exons.